ACACGGUCGUUGUCAAUAUGACACCGGUCGUGUAUGAAUUAUGCACCACCACCUGCAUAAUGAUGCACCACCGUUGUUACUUUGUACACCGACGUGCAUGAAUCGUACACGAUCGUUGCCAUUUUAGCAACUACCGUGUAUGAAUCAUGCACCACCGUUGUCAUUUUUUUUACUCGUGUGCAAUCGGCUGCAUAUUUACCAUUUUUUCCGUGUUAUUGAAAGAGAAAGGACGCAUUGUGCAAAAAAUUUAUUGAAAAUGAAUAAUAAUUCGCAAGAUCCUCAAAAUAUCAUUGGUGAGUUGUUAGAAAUCGAUGGCAAUAUUGUUGUGGUUCGCGAUACAAACCAUUGCAGCAGUCAAGAUGCGGAAAACAAUGAGGACGAUUAUAUGUUAAGGGAGUUCUUAAAAGGAAUAAAUAUGGAGUCGCUUUUUGAACAAUUAAAAGCAUCACAUGUAACAUUUCGCAGCUUGCAGUACUUGAAAAAAGAAGAUUUAAAGGAAGCAGUGCCACCAUUGGGACUGCGUGUUGAAUUCAGAGAAAAGCUCUUUGCUUGGAAAAAACGAAAGCUCGGGAUUGAUGACGAAACUAUGUCAGUUCCAUCUAAAAUAGGUGAAUGGUGGAAACGCAACGAGACACCUGCAAGUACUCCUGGUACUCCCGACACUACAGGUUCGAACUGCUCAAAAGCCAAAGGAAUUUUGUCAGAGGAUCUAACGGAAUUGUUAACACAUACCUCGAAGGGGAAACUAGCGCUUGAAUGUAGUAGCGUUAAUAAGAAAUUAAGUGACGAGCAAAGAGAUGAUAUAAUUAAUAUAAUUAUUGAAGAUAUUUUAACCAACAAUGUUACUCUUUACACUCAAGACUAUAUGCGCAUAUUGGAUGAAAUUUGUUCCGUUUUUCCUCUUGAAAACGAAAUGAGGGUAAGAUUAACAAUAUAAACAACGUAUCUGAUUAUGUAGUUUCUUAACUUAUAAUAUGUCUU
Messenger RNA from Musca domestica (house fly), 981 nucleotides. RefSeq lists its product as uncharacterized. The record is from RefSeq and is a predicted model, not a curated record. NCBI's taxonomy places the organism in Eukaryota, Metazoa, Arthropoda, Insecta, Diptera, Muscidae. The transcript has 4 exons. Bases 140 to 937 code for a protein of 265 amino acids.